Messenger RNA from Durusdinium trenchii, 1328 nucleotides. Lineage: Eukaryota; Dinophyceae; Suessiales; Symbiodiniaceae. The record is from the annotation of a GenBank genome assembly.
AGGGUAUUAUGACCUGUGCUUCAGAUGUAAACACACCAGAGUGGGACGGUCGACGCGGAAUAUACAGUUCUAAUUGCAAAAGCACAGGGAAAAACGGUCGGCCAAGUCAUCACUGUGUUUAUUGGGACAAGCAGGCGCAACAAUGGAAAUGGACAGUGGUAAUUUCAAAGGUGGCACCUGUACGAAAGGGGAUUUGUGCUCGCCAAGAGAUUGACGAUCUAAAGCAGAUGCUGGCAGCCAGAGAAGAGAGCGACGCCAAGGCCCUGCACGAAAAGGACCAGCAGCUGAAAGCAGUCGGGGAAGGAGCUGCUCAAGCGACGGAGGAGCUCAGGACAAAGGGCCAGGCUCUGCAUGAAAAGGACCAGCAGGUGGAAGCAGCCCAUCGAGAGAUGGAAGAGCUAAAGCAGGCCCUGCGUGAAAAGGACCAGCAGCUGGAAGCAGUCGGGGAAGCUGCCCAUCGAGAGAUGGAAGAGCUAAAGCAGGCUCUGCGUGAAAAGGACCAGCAGCUGGAAGCAGUCGGGGAAACAGCUGCUCAAGCGAUGGACGAGCUCAGGACAAAGGGCCAGGCCGAUCGAGAGGUGGACGAGCUAAAGCGCGUGCUGGCAGCCAGGGAAGAGAGCGAUGCCAAGGCUCAUCGAGAGAUAGAUGAGUUAAAGCGGAUGUUGGCAGCCAGAGCGGAGGGCGUCGCGCAGGCCUUCCAGGAAAGGGAUCAGCGGGUUCAAGACGAACCAUAUGAGGGACCAGCAUCAUUCGACAUUUCCACUCCCAGAAGCAUGAAGUCGCCUUGGGCUGACAGCCCGGAGGAGAAACGCCCAGAUGACGCUAUUGUUGCUGAAAACAGGCAACUUCAUCAGCGACUAUCAGUUGCGGAAGAGGAGAAGGCCAUAAUGAUGCAGAAUCUGCGUGACCAUAUUAAACAGUUGGCACGUGAAAAUUGGGACCUGAAGUUCAAAGCAGGGUUGAUCGAGGAUUCCACAAGAUCUCAGAGUGCCAAGGAGGCACCUUUGCAAGAAUCGAUGAACAAUCCAGGCACUAGUUCAUCUAGUGGUGUGAAACUCAGUGCUCUCAACCAUACUGUCUCCCUUUCUGACAGACGGAGACAUGCGCGAAAUCCACGCAGAGAGCUAUGUCGAUCAACAUCUGGGAGCGAACGGGCAAGACCAAUUGCCAUAGAGGAGUAUUGUGACAGUGAUAGUGAUAUCUAGUGAUAGUGCAUGAAAUAGAUUCCACAAGCUUAGCGGCUGGGGCUCCUUGCACCGUUUCUGCGUGGAGCAACUGUUUCACCAUCGGCUGUCAAUUCUACAGCUUGCACAGCCGAAAUAGAGCGC